AAUAUCAUUAACUAGUAAUGAAAGAGAUUACUGGUGAGACUUAAAAUACAAAAAGGUUCAAGAAGCUAAUUUGGUUGUAUAAACCGCAAAAAGAAAGUUAAAAAAGCUCAUAGAACGUAAUAUGACUAAUCUAGUGAACUAAAUUAAUGCUAAAACCAAAAAUGUGUUACUUUGCACCUUGAAGAGAAAAUGACUGAGCCACCUUAAGCCGGAACCUGCAAAAGGAAUCAAUAGGCAUCAAAACAAACAAAAUUAGAUCAAUCUGUUUAUUUAAAUUAUAUGUAUUAAUUUAAAUUUAUUUUGAAUAUUUUUAUAAUUAAACUGGAUCAUCUAUCUCUCUAGCUAACUGCGAUAAUCUCAAAUAUUUUGAAUGUUUUACCAAAAUAAUCAGUCAGAACUAAUUGUUAAAUGUUAGAUACAAUUCGCAUAAUAUAACAUAUUAUAUUAUGGUCAACUAAUAUAAUUUUGACUAAUUCUAAAAGAUUAUAUUUUGUUUUAUUUUAAAUGUCUUUCUAUAUUUGUGUAUAUAGAUUAAAAAAUAUUUAUUUUAUGUAUUUUUAAAUUAAAAAUAUCAUUAACUAUAUAACUAACCAUACUCCAACCAAUCAAAAAUAAGUUAGAGAAUACAAAAAUUAUAUAAAAUUAAUAAAUUUUACACUUUAACAUUUAUUUUGUAACAAAAAUUUAACUUGCCUAUUAAUAUAUCAAACAGAGGGAAUAUAUUAAAAAGCAAUCAUCAUCGAAAUUGAACACUUAACACGUUGUUCCAAACUAUACACAAGUACAUAAUGUACUUACAUGUCGGCGGUAGUAGAAAGAGGUUAGACGAAGCAGAGAGACCAAUGAAACGAUUCAGCUUCAUAUCUGUCUUUCUUCUUCUUCCUCUGUUCCUCAUCAUCAACACCAGCUUCGCUCUCCCUCUAUCCACCAACUCACGAUGGAUCGUCGUUGAUGGCUACCAAGGACGGCGCGUGAAACUCACGUGCGUCAACUGGCCGGUAACGAUGAUCCGACCAGAGUCACCGGUUCAAACUGAAUGUAAUACGACGUCUUCGACGUAGGGAACAACGUGUGCUUGGUUCGACCAAGUGCAUCUCAGGUUGAGCUACAGAGAGCUCUUGAUUGAGCAUGUGGUAUUGGGAGAGUUGAUUGCUCAGUCAUAGAGCCGGAUACGAUAUGGUCGCACGCAUCUUUUGCGUUUAAUGCGUAUUAUCAAACCAAUGGGAACAAUCUCAUUGCUUGUUACUUCGGUGGAACAGCUACACUCACCAAGAUAAACCCUAGUAAGUUUCUUGCACCAUGUAGGUUACUAAAAAUGAAUAAUCGAUUAAUUUUGCCAAAAAUAUCUUUCUUUAUAUAUAAAAAUGUCAUGCCCUAUUUUAUAUGUUUAUUUACCCUUUUUUUAAGGACAUACCAUUUCUGAAUUCAACCCACACCGGGUUCGAGUUUACAAUCAGAACAGACAUUUCUCCUAAGAAGACAGAAGAAGUAAAAAGAAAGAGAAUAAAAAAUCAGACGAUGUCGACCAACUAAACUUGGUCAGUCCUCUUUACACUUGAGAUCUUACAAACCAGACAGAUAAGUAAGAUUGGCGACGCUGCGUUGAUGAUCGGGUCAGCAUUCUCUCCACAACGAGUCAGAACCAGCAAAAAAGGAGCCAUAUUAGUUUGAUUCCAUACACCUGAUUUAAUCUCAUUAAGCGUUGCUACCAUUUACUUCUUUCCCAAACCUCCGUACUCUUUCGUUGAACAAACAGCUUCCCAAGACAUAUUUGCCCCCAUGUAGAGUUCGGAGCUCCUGUCCAGAGAAAGGCGUUACAAAUAUUUUCUAAUUUGUCCAAAGAUUCUUUUGGCAGUGGAAAAAUCUCAGACCAAAAAUUGAUCGUACUGUAGAGGACUGUAGCCGUCCUGUGAUAGCCGUUUUGCUGUCCACGAAGUAACUCCGAGAUAAUUCACACGAAGAGACCCUUGGACCAAACCAAAUUCUGGCUCCAAACAUGAAGCAGAGUGUUGAUCAUUCCCGUCCAAACAUUUUAUAAGUCACUUUGUCGUAAGCCUUUUAUUUACAUGGAAAGAAACCUGCUAGUUCUCCAUUUAGUGACACUGAAUAAAAAGGAGUGUUAAUACACAUUCUUAUCCAAGGGAUAAACACUGGAGAUAAUUCAAAGGCAUGAAGAAUAUUCAAGUAAUACAUGAUUGGAUUAGAGAUAGCCUCUCUAAUAACAUCUUUUUGUUAUAGCAUUAUAUUUUCCGCUAUUCUUUUAUGUAUGGGGAGUACGUAAUAAUAUAUGGGAUAUUUUAUAUGUUGAAUGCAGGCUAACGUUCUCCUAUGAUGUAUGCAAGCAAGAACCAAAAUUUCAUAUUUUUGUUAGUUAUGUCUUUUAAGUAUCAUUUUGGUCAGACUUCUCUCCAUCAUGACUUUUGUUUAAUUUUUAAUUAAAGAUGUAAAUGAGGGGAGAAUUGACAUGUUCAACAUCCCUACCUUAUAGUUUCCAUUUUGGGAAUUUUUUCAUAUAAAUGGAAAGGCGGACAAAAAUGCAUUAAUGUUUCAGUAGAGAAUCCAUAGAGUAUCUUUGAAUUUUCUUUUAACAAAGACCAUUGUCUUCAAUGACAAAUCAACUAAUUAUGAGGUAGAGUAUGACGUGUUUCUUUAUAGAAUUAUUAUGUGUGUGUGUGUGUGUGUGUGUGUGUGUGUGUGUGUGUGUUUUAGAAACAUAAUCAAACUGAUAUUCAACAAGUUUUGACAUUUUUUAAAAUUCAUCUUUGACCUGGUUGUUUUCUUUGGUAACUUUUAUUAGUCAAAAGUCAUAUAUAUGAACAAAUAUUAGUGUAUGACAAUGUCUUUUCAACUAUAUAUACCUGAUGUAUUAUCAAAUUGAUGACUAAACAAAGAUAAAUACAGAUCAUUGUAAAGAAGAGAAAACAAACUUGUUUACUACAAGAUCAAAACGUUCUCACCAUUUCACCAAUCAAAGGUAUUAUGUUAAUUAUCUAUAUUUUGUGAAUAAUCAUGAUUUAUAUUGUAAUAGAAUUCGAAAAAUUUUAUUUAAAAUUCUCCAUCUAUGAUCUAAUCGUACUUUAAAAAACACAAACCUGUUUAUCAUGAUAUAUAUACUCUUUUGAAUUUGAAAUAUUUUAAUAUAAAUAACAUAUCAUGGAUAUCCGAAUGCUCACCCCUAAUUUUGAGAUACAAUACCAUGCUAACAACUAUUCUUGAUUUAGUGAUAUUUUGUGUAAGUUGUAAUUCAAGACCAGUAUUUGGUAAAAGCUGAUGGCGAAUAACCAAACUAUGAAUGCACAGCCUAAAUUUCGAGGAACUGAGGGUGUCAAUAGAUAUUUGUAUGAUCAGUUAUGGAAGUUAUGUGCUGGACCUUUGUUUGAUCUCCCAAAAAUUGGAGAAGAAGUUUAUUAUUUUCCUCAAGGAAACAUAGAGCAGCUUGUAGCAUCAGCAAAUGACAACUUGUGCCAAUUAAAACCAAUUUUUGAUAUUUCUUCAAGAAUUCAUUGUAAUGUUAUUAGUAUCAAGCUUAAGGUGGAGACCAAUACAGAUGAAGUUUAUGCAAAAGUUUCGUUGUUGCCAUGUUCACCUGAAGUUGAGAUCACGUUUCCUAAUGACAACAAUGAACAAAACAUUAAAUAUUUUACUAAGGUGUUAACUGCUUCGGAUAUCGGCCCACAUGGUGAUUUUAUCUUAUUUAAAAAAGAUGCCAUUGAAUGUCUUCCUCCAUUGGAUAUGUCACAGCUAAUACCGAGUCAAGAGAUAGUUGCUAAAGAUCUCCAUGAUCAUGUCUGGAAAUUUAAACACACUUUUAGAGGUACACCAAAAAGACACCUUUUCACAUCUGGUUGGAAAGAGUUUGUAAAAGGAAAAAGUUUGGCCGUUGGAGACUCUUUUGUAUUCCUUAGAGGAGAGAAUGGGGAAUCACGAGUUGGAAUUAGAAAAACAUCUCAUCAACAAAGCGACAUGUCAUCAUCUGUAAUUUCAAAAGAGAGUAUGCACCAUGGUUUCAUUGCUUCUGCAUCGAAUGCUAUUCACACCAAAUGUAUGUUCGAUGUGUUUUAUAAGCCAAAGUCGAGCAAAUUCAUUGUCAACUGCGACAAAUUCUUAGAUGCAGUGAACAUGAAGUUCAAUACAAGUUCAAGAUUUACUAUGAAGUUUGAAGGACAUGAUUUCAAUGAAAUAAUAUAUUCUGGGACAAUAGUAAAAAUGGAAGAUUUCUCCAUUUAUUGGAAGGGUUCAGAAUGGCGAAACCUACAAGUACAGUGGGAUGAAGCUGCAACAAUUCCAAGACCUAAUAAGGUCUCUCUAUGGGAGAUCGAGCCUUUAAUACCUUCAUCAAACAUUCUCAAGUCAGUUAUUCAAAAUAACAAACGCCAACGCGAAAUAAACGAAUUUGGUCCUAUUAUUUCCAAACCAGAUUACAAUGACCAAAUGGUCCAGUCAACAAAAGAAAAUUCAACCACCAAUGCAUCUAGUAGCUUCAGAUUGUUUGGAGUUGAUCUAACGGCUUCUAGCAAAGCAAGAGAUGUUUUGGAACCACUCGAAUCAUACCAAAAGAAUAAAACUUCUGAAAUCUUUGAAGAAGAAAAUCUUGAUCAAACUCAAGCAGUGACAUCACUAACAGAAAUCCAAAGGAAGGAACUAAGUUUUACUACAAGUAGUACUAAGGUUCACAUGGAAGGUGUUACUAGAACUGUGGAUUUAACUGUUUUUGAUGGAUACAAUCACAUGAUCGUUGAACUAGAAAAACUCUUUAAUAUCGAAGGCAAGUUGCAUAUGCACAGUCAAUGGAAACUAACUUUUAAAGAUCAUGAAGGAGAUAUGAUGCUUGUUGGAGACGAUCCAUGGCCGAAAUUUUGCAAUAUCGUGAAGGAAAUAGUCAUAUCUUCCAAAUAGGAUGCCAUAAAAUGAAAUUUGAGAAUCAAUUCUCUAAAAGUGACUCAGAAUUUACAACAAUAAUUUCACCAUCAGACGUGGACGACAGUCAAAGAGGAGUUUUGUUAUUUUAAUGCUUUUUUAUAUAAUAUUAUGGAUUGGUCAAUGUUUGCGUGGGAAGUUUACUUUCAUUAAGUCUUCGUUUAACCUUUGUUUUUAACUUGAAGAGUUUGGUUUUAUGUUAUGUGUGAUUUUUAUUAUUGUGAUUGCUCUU
Molecule: messenger RNA, 5149 nt
Organism: Brassica rapa (field mustard)
Lineage: Eukaryota; Viridiplantae; Streptophyta; Magnoliopsida; Brassicales; Brassicaceae
Gene: ARF27
Product: putative auxin response factor 21
Biological process (GO): regulation of DNA-templated transcription; response to hormone
Cellular component (GO): nucleus
Molecular function (GO): DNA binding
Source: RefSeq, a predicted model, not a curated record